UCCCAAUGGACAAUGGCUGAAUGUGGAGACGACAUUGUCUUUCAGUCGUCUUUAGACAUCAACAAAAAGCCACACCAGGUUCAGCUCACACGGAGGCAUCUUACAUGGGACUUGGCUUCUCCAGGAAAACCGUCUCGGAAAGCGGACAGUCCGUCAUCGCAGCCAUUUAUCGGUCACUCAGGAUGUAAACACGUGCCAUUACAAGAAGUGAUUGCUGUUAAUCUAGAGCGCAGUCUCAACAAAGCAUCAACUCCAAAGUCGGCCAAGAAGAGCUCCUCCACCCCUCUGAAGGAAUCCCCCAUCUAUAUAGAGCUCCAGGCUAUUCAUCCUGUCUCAUUCUCUGUCCAUUUUGUCAAGCGAUGCCCCAACCACAAGUGGAAAAAGAAAAAGGUGACAUUUUUCUGCCAGGGAGAAAAUGUAUGCAGGACAUGGGUGGACAAGAUUGAGGAAGCACUUUCCAAUCCAGCACUAAAAAGACCAAGGAGCUUACUGGUGUUUGUCAAUCCAUUUGGUGGGAAGAAGCGAGCGCCCCGGGUGUAUGAGGAGUCAGUGGCCCCUCUUCUGGAACUGGCCAAAAUCAAAACCCAUGUCAUCACUACCACACAUGCAGGACAUGCAAAAGAGGUUUUAGAAAAGUACAAUCUGCAGUCAGUGGAUGGGGUGGUGUGUGUGGGUGGGGAUGGAAUGUUUACAGAACUCCUGAAUGGUCUGGUUAACAGGAGGAUGUCAGAGGCAGGGAAAACUCAGACUCGAACAGAACAACCCUUAUCUCCUGACCUAAGAAUCGGAAUCAUUCCAGCAGGUUCUACAGAUGCCAUAUGUUAUUCCACAACAGGAAUCAAUGACCCUAUGACGUCAGCAAUCCACAUUAUCGUAGGUGAUUGUACAGCCAUAGAUGUCUGCUCAAUCUAUGAUGGGGACCAGUUUUUACGUUACAGUAGCUCAAUGUUGGCGUAUGGUUACUAUGGUGAUAUGUUAAAAGACAGUGAAAAUAACAGGUGGAUGGGACCAAAACGUUAUCAAAUUGCAGGUGCCAAAAAGUUUUUGGGUAACAAGUCUUAUGAAGGGGAGGUGUCAUUUAAAUUGGCCUCCUCAACAGAUUCAAACCCUCGGGACAAAAUCACCUGUAAUUCAGGCUGUAAUAUUUGUGCCAUGAGUAAGAACUCGCAGGAAGAAAAAGGAUCUGAAGGCUGGCACACUGUGAGGGGGAAGUUUCUAGCAGUAGCUAGCUUCACCAUGAGCUGUAGAUGUUUGAUCAGUCCCAUGGGACCCUCCCCCUACUGUCACCUGGGAGAUGGGACUUCAGACCUGCUCCUGAUACAAGAGUGUUCUCGUGUCCAGUUCCUACGUCACCUAUACAGGUGUUCCACAACCAAUGGCAACCAGUUUGAUCUACCAUUCAUCAAAAUUUUUCGAGUCAGGGAGUGGAGUUUUUCUGUCCCAAUGAACACAGACUCUGAGAGUGACAGCCAGUCUAGGUCCUCCACAUCCAGCAGGGCGAGUCGAGCCUCCACUCACAGUGUGUGGAACUGUGACGGGGAGGUAGUUACCUCCACUGAUCUCCAGAUCAGAACCCACUGCCAGCUGAUCAAGCUGUUUGCCCGAGGGAUUGAGGAGCUGGAAGUUAACGCCUCCCAGUCCUGUACCUCCUGUUGUGAUCUGUGUGACCCUGAGGAUAAGUACACAAGUAUAGGAGGUCACACCUGAGUGACGUUCGACCCCUCACCGGUAGUUAAAGGCCACACAAGGAAUUAUGACCAUCACACUUGAUUGAAGUGAGGCACCUCAAGUGAUUCAUGCAUGUUACUUUGCUUUGGAGUAAUUUUCUAUUUAGUGAAUACUUUCGUUAGUACUUUUUCUAUUUGUGAAAGAAAUAACAUAAGUAAUUGUUUCUGUGGGGAAGUUGUUUUUGUAUUGCUAUUCAGAAAUGGAAGUUAAAAAAGAAAAAAAAAAUCCAUGAAGAAUAAUGAAAAUACAUGUAGCAUCUUUAUGAGCCUCUAAAAAGACAGAGAUUUAUACCCACAGAAAGGAUUACUUGUAGGGUAUGUAAAGAAGGAGGUGAAUUAAUAGCAGUCUGUGAUAUUAUUUAUGUUUUUAAUGUCAUACAUGUAUUAUGUUUAUGCUGUAUUUUUCUGAGAAAUCUAUUACAUCAUUAUCAGUUGCCCACUGCUGUCAGUAUGGACAUGCUUAAGCACAUUAUCAGUUCACAGUAUCAAUUACCCUUAUAUACAUGUAUUUUUUGAUGAGGGAGUAAAAUUAUCUUAUCAAAAGUAUACUAGGUGAAUGAAAGAGAUCUUUAAGCAAUAUUUUUGAAUACAUGUACAAUGCAACACAUUCCAUACAAACUUUUCACAAGCACACAGUCAUGCAUAAUAAAUGUGGUGUGAAGUACACACUUGUAUAGGUUCAUGAUUUUUUUUUUUAUCUAAAAUGAUAGAAACUUUUGAACUACUUUGAAAGUAUCAAAAUAACUUUGUAUUCUGUGCAAUAUUGUAUAUUUUAAGCGCAUUCAUUUUUCUAAAGAUGAGUAAGGGUAGAUGAAUGGGAAAAUCAUUAUUCUUAGAGAUUAGCAAUACAGUGGUUGAUUUAGUUUCCUUCUCUCUUUGUUGGGGGAAUUUUUUCUCUCUAUGAUACAGUGUACAAAGUCCAUCUGUCCUUCAACUGACAAGAAUGCAUAAUUAUGAUUAGUUGAGCAUUACUGAAAUCAAAUUAAUGGGUAGCUGAAAUGUCAGUAUUUGUCAUCAUACAGAGGUUUGAUACAUUGAAAUUCUGUUCAAGAAAUUGAUUUUAAACUCAAAUUUAUUUUUUCUGAAAAUAAUAUCUAAAGGAUCUUAAUCCAGAGAAGCUUACAUGUAAAUACUGGUUCAUUGAUUAAAUCAUUUUUAAUUAAGAAGUGAAUUUCAAAGAUUUAUAGUACCCUGCCUAGUCUAUGAUACAUUAUAUAUUCUAUAAAUAAUUAUUAUAGCAAUGGAAACUUAUUGCACUACAACUUUAACUGCCAGAAAAUUACUAUCUGCUUCAGCACUGUGUUGUCAUAUCUUGAUUCUCAUUUCAUCACUUUCUUCAAAGGUUGUUCACAUAGUACAUGUACGUAAAUUAGUUGGGCUUGAAAAUACCUGGGUACUCAUUUUCUGAAAGUAUUGAAAUUUUAUGUGAAGGUUUUCAAAUAGGUCAGCAUGCAGGGAACCAACCAUUUUCCAUUUUUACAUACCACUUGACAUACAUGUAGUAAUUCUACUCAUCUAAUAUUAUAUGUGAUAGCAUUGAUCUCUAUGUAUUCAGAACUUAAAACAUGUUUACUGUAUGGAGAGUCUAUGACAACAGGGAGAUGACAUAAGCUUAGCCUAUUUGAUCACAGACAACAUGCAUGCACUGAUUAAGCUCAUGUGGAAUUUUUGACCUUUUAAUUAAUACUUGCAGAUGAUAAAAAUAAGCAGACAAUUAUCUCAAUGUUUUACAAUUUGUUGCAGUGGUAUAGUUCAAAGUAAAUCCAAUCCAUCAUUAAGCAAAGUUACCUUAUAUCUGAAUCAAUGCAAAUGUAGUAAUGUUCAAUGCAAUUAAUAAUCAAUAUAAUUUAUGCAACUGUAGAUAUAUAUAUUUUUAAAUACAUCUGUUUUGAAAUCCCAAGAAGUUGUUCAGAUCCAAUGGAAAAUGGAGUAGCCUUCUAUUCUGAAACUAUUAAUCAGGAAUAUAUAUCUUAAUUAGACUUUAUUUCUAAAAUAAGAAAGUAGAAUGGUUUUUUUAAUUUGAAGAAAACAGAAUACAUGUUCCUUUAAGGAAUAACUUAAUAAUUGCUUUUUCUUUACUGGACAUAUCUGCACUACUCUUUUGUUACAUUUUGUUUCAUGUAAAGUGAAUGUAAAUCAAUGAUAACUUUAUUUAAUAAUUACAGUACAUUCCUGACAGUUUGUAGAUGAGACUAAAUUGUGAAUUUUAUUUUUGUCUGUAUAGAAGAUGGAAGUAGAUUUGAAUAUAUUUUUAUGCUUGUGUUUUAGCUAUGUUUCUGAACAAAUCCUAUAUAUUAAUUUUUCAUAGGACAUUAGGUGAACUUCGGUAAGGACAGCAUCUAUUAAUGGGUUUAAUUUGUUGUAUGGAUGCCUUGCAUCCCCAGAUGAUCUAAUUCUGAAAUUUGCAAUGGAGUAUCUUAACAAAUUUUACAUUAAAUAAAAUGAGUAUAUCAGAAAGAGGAUAGAAAAGUAUCUGCCUUCUGAUAUAUGUUGUAGGAACUAUAAUUCUACAUUACAGAAGUUCUACAUGUAUACUUUUGUAAUUUGAAUGGUUGCUGUCCUUGCAAUGUUUACCACAAAUGUGUGUUACGUGUACUUGGUAAACUUAAUACGUCAAGUAUAUCCUAUAUAUUUUAACAAUUUUUUUUCUAAAAGUGUGAAAUAUGUAGCUGCCACUUUACUGUGUACUUUCAACAUGCUUGGGUUGCACUUUAAUGACCUUUUCCCAAUCAGGAUUAUGGUGAAAAUGGUGCACUGAAAAAUUAUAGACUUUUUUGGCCAACAAUCAAUGCUAUUAAUCAAAAGGUAACUUUGCCAAAAAUGUAAUGUUUAAAGAAAGCAAUUUUCAAUAUCCCCGUAGAAAGAGGAAUGCAUUUUAUUUUUAUAUAUUUUACUAAAUAUAGCUUAUUUUUCAAGUCAUUCAAACAGUUUAAAUAAUAUGACAGGUGUAAUUAUUGAAAGUCAUUCAUACUUUAUAUUUUUAUUGAUUAAUCAAUGCAAAGAAUUUAUUUUUAUGAAUUCAAGGUUUUUAAAACAAUGCAAUUUUUCCAAAUGUUACAAAGCUUAUGUACGUGAAGCAUAUAUCAGAUGUGUAUAUAUUGUAGUAGACGGUUAUCUUAUUCUAUGCCUUGUUAACAUGGAAUCAAAAAGGAAUGACCAUAAUAUUUUUUUUUUUGCUGCACAUUUGUUGGAUUGAAACGCUUUAGAUGCUGUUUUUAUUUAUAAUUAUAGUAAGUGGUCUCUGUGAACCAAAAUUGUUAUGCGUUCUAAGGCUUCAGAUGUCAUUGUUGAUUUCUUAGUAAAUUAUACUUUAUUCUA
Saccostrea echinata is the source of this 5045-nucleotide messenger RNA. Its product is annotated as ceramide kinase-like. The coding region runs from base 13 to 1707 and encodes 564 amino acids. Gene Ontology annotation, molecular function: kinase activity. The record is from RefSeq and is a predicted model, not a curated record. The transcript is spliced from 12 exons. Lineage: Eukaryota; Metazoa; Mollusca; Bivalvia; Ostreida; Ostreidae.